GAAAAAAGGGGGUAAUGAGCGUAUAGGGCCGAUCGGCUCUGCAGUGACGUCACUGAAGUUGUUGCUUUUUAAAAUCAAAAUUGGUGAUAUUCAACUGAAAACUUGUCUAUCAGUCUCUCGGAAACAUUUUCAAGGUAUCCAGUCUGCUAUGAACAGGACGAUGACGAGUCCCAGGAGGCCGAUAAUCCUCAAGAGGAAGAAACAGCCGUUUCAAAGAAAUGAAGCUGACGAGACACAGAACAAAUCUUCUACGGCGUCUGGAGCAGAAUCCGUCUCUGCAUCUGCACAAGACAGCAUCCGCGUUGUGGACCAUCCCACUAGGCCGGAAGCACUAGUGGUCGUUGUACCAGAAACCGCCAGUCUUCAGAGCCUCCUCGAUGCACUGGAUGCCAAGAGGAAGGAACGUGGUACUCCGGGGCCAAACAAGUUCAUUUUUGUGUUUGGAAGAUGUGGAUCUGACGAUGAAGUUAAAGCUCUGUUCCAGGCCACAUCAGAGAAUAAAAACCUCCUCCGACCUGAAGCAGGUGCAGCUGGAAAUGACCAAACUCUACCAAACAGUGAAUUGCCAGUGACAAGUGCCAGUGACUCUGACAAAGAGAAAUUCGAUGGCUGCGUACAGCUCCAGGAGCCACAACACAGAGAGAAAGAACCGAGUGCCGUUAAGGGCCCUCUGUCAGAAAGACCACCGUACUCCUACAUGGCUAUGAUCCAGUUUGCAAUCAACAGCAAGAAAAAUAAGAUGAUGACACUGAAGGAGAUCUAUAACUGGAUAGAAGACCAUUUCCUUUAUUUCAGAAAUGUAGCUAAACCUGGCUGGAAGAACUCCAUUCGCCAUAACCUUUCCUUGCACGACAUGUUCAUCAGAGAGAGCACACCAGACGGCAAGAUCUCCUACUGGACCAUUAAACAUGAAGCAAACCGCUGUCUGACAUUAGACCAGGUGUACAAGCCUGCCGUUGAUCCAUCGGCCUCCUCUUUCCCACAAGCCAUGCAAGUCUGUUACCAACAACAACAGAAGCGAGUUGUGGCUGAUCCUAAGAAAGCUACAGUCUGCACUACAGAGAGGAAAAUGUCCCCUCAGCAGACCUCCACUGCUUCCAAUCCCAUCUCCAGAUCAGGGUGCAAGAGGCUUUGCAUUGCUCCUAAGGUCUCCAAUGGUGAAUCCAGUGUGGUGGUGAUGUCUGCCCCGGUUGCUGAAGUACAGGAAGAACGUGUGUGUAUACCAUUCAGUGAACCCUGCAACAGCGAAGAGAAAGAGAUGCUCAGAAAGAGAUACAAGAGAAUCUCACGUCGGAAGCAGCGUCUAGUCCCACUUUCCCACGAGGAGCCUGUUCUGCUCUUUCCAGACAGCACCUUCUUCGAUUCCGGCUUGGUCUCGGAUGUCUCCGCCUUCCAGGAAAUGGAGUGCGAUCUGGAGCCCGGGCAUGACUUGCAGUUGCAAAGCGAAACCUUUAAAACCCCUGACAAAGGGAGCCACCCGGCUUCCUCCACACCCAGCAAGUCACUGGAACCGUGGGAGAUCACACCGCUGGAUCAAAGGAACUGCAGCAUUCUGGAUUUCAGCCCGAUCAGAACACCACCACAGAGGCACGAGCACAGCGAGUUGAGCUUCUGCAGCACGCCUUUCAGAGACCUGCCGCUGUUCGGUUCCCCCCGUGAGCUGCUCGCUUCCUGUUCCCACGAGCAGCAGACGGAAUCUAGCAACCACUCGCUCACCGAGGACUUUGUACUGGACACCAUGAACGACAGCCUGAGUAACAUCUUGGUGGACAUCAGCUUCUCUGGGCUGGAGGAUGACGACCUGGGCAUGGCCAACCUCAGCUGGUCACAGUUUAUUCCUGAGCUCAAAUUAGAUGCAUCACUUUAAAAAAAAAAACUCUAUUCAUGCUGCUCACAUGCUUUUUUUUAUCUGCCUCUUUGCAAUGUUUAUAUAUCUGACAGACUUUUUGACUUUCAGUCUUUCUCCAUGCACAGUUUUUAAAAUUUUGUAAUUUAAUCUCUAGUCUCUUCUCUAUUUUGAUGCACGGUGAGUCGGACAUAAAUAAAUAAACUGGACACAUUUCCUAUA
This is a messenger RNA of Tachysurus fulvidraco (yellow catfish), 2068 nucleotides long. Its product is annotated as forkhead box protein M1-like. The transcript is spliced from 9 exons. NCBI's taxonomy places the organism in Eukaryota, Metazoa, Chordata, Actinopteri, Siluriformes, Bagridae. Bases 149 to 1867 code for a protein of 572 amino acids. The record is from RefSeq and is a predicted model, not a curated record. Gene Ontology annotation, biological process: G2/M transition of mitotic cell cycle; regulation of DNA-templated transcription. Gene Ontology annotation, molecular function: DNA-binding transcription factor activity; sequence-specific DNA binding.